Boleophthalmus pectinirostris (great blue-spotted mudskipper) is the source of this 1524-nucleotide messenger RNA. RefSeq names its product transmembrane protein 11 (gene tmem11). NCBI's taxonomy places the organism in Eukaryota, Metazoa, Chordata, Actinopteri, Gobiiformes, Gobiidae. Gene Ontology annotation, biological process: inner mitochondrial membrane organization. Bases 60 to 623 code for a protein of 187 amino acids. Gene Ontology annotation, cellular component: mitochondrial inner membrane. The record is from RefSeq and is a predicted model, not a curated record. The transcript is spliced from 2 exons.
AUCACCCAUAAGUCAUAGCGCUAUUUUGCUUGAGCUGCAAUCAGUGUUGCAUCUCCAACAUGGCGUCGCUGGGAAGGAGGCGCGGUGUCCCAGUAAGCAGGGAGAGAGGAGUGAUGGCGGCCACAGACUGCUACAUUGUACAUGAGAUCUACAAUGGGGAGAACGCACAAGACCAGUUUGAGUACGAGCUAGAACAGGCAUUGGAAGCCCAGUAUAAAUACAUUGUUAUCGAGCCCACGCGCAUUGGCGAUGAGACCGCUCGCUGGAUCGCUGUGGGUAACUGCCUGCACAAAACGGCAGUGUUGUCAGGUGCUGCUUGCCUCUUGACACCUCUUUCACUGCCCAUUGAAUAUUCGCGCUACGUGGCGUUGCCUGCCGGGGCGCUCAGUGUGGCCUGCGCUGCUCUCUACGGGAUUUCGUGGCAGUUUGACCCCUGCUGCAAGUACCAAGUGGAAUAUGACAGCCAAAAACUCUCCCGGCUGCCCCUGCAUACGCUCACCUCCUCCACACCGGUGGUGUUGGUACGCAGGGAUGACAUCCACAGAAAGAGACUUCAUAAUACGAUAGCACUGGCUGCCCUGGCAUAUUGUGCCAAGAAGAUCUAUGAACUCUAUGCGGUAUGAGUGAUGGGUGCCCUCCUAAGUGGGUUUAAGUAAGAACCGAAGUUAUCUAAGCAAGAUUCAUUAUGUUGUGGUCAAAUCCAGCAGGUUGCUCCACAUGUUGUGGUUGCAUCUAUUUCAAACUUUGUUCUGGGGGAUAUAGUUAAAACUAGAAGGAAUUGUUUUGUUCCUUUUUGUUUCCUCUACGUAUGUGUGAUGGCUGUAUCACACUUCUCUGUGUAAAAACCGCACCUACUCCCCUCCUCUCCACCAGUUUCCCACUAUAGCCUCUCCGCAGAGUCCCCAUACUUUUAUGGACCCAAAUGUUUCCAGUAUGGAGUCGUUUGUCUGUCUUCAGCCUUGUAGUUUUACUGUACCCCUUUUUCUGAUCAGAACAUCACCCUCUCAUUAAACUUUAGGAUAUUUCAAGCUCACAUUUCUGUAUUUUAUUUGACUUUUUCAUAAAUGGAUUCUACAUGGUGUCCAAAAAAGCUUAUGCAAAUAGAAGCAGCUUUUUUGUGAAUGUGUCUUGUUCAUGUAGAUUUUUCUUGUUCAAAAGAGUAAGACUUUGUGUGACAAUGAUGUGGCUUUUGUCCUCUUUUGAAACACUAUAAACUUGGAAAGUUGCAGUGCACGCUUCUUUAGGUACAUAAUGUAUAUUACAUUAGCAUAAGCCAGUCUUUAAACUGGGAAUUUGAUUGGUAUCAACAUGUUUUAGUAUUAUAUCAAUUUAUGAUGGACCAGGAUAUUCCAACAUGAGAUUGUACAAGUGCAUUAUGUAAAUGUCCAUUAUAAAACUGGAAGUUGGAUUUUGUUUCAUUCCAUCAGGCAUUUAGGAAGUGGAUUAUAUGUUUUGCAGAAAGGACUUUUUGGGAAGUCCUUCCAAAGGUCCAUCCCUGUAUCAGAAAUAAAUUUUGUUUGUCAA